Molecule: messenger RNA, 2137 nt
Organism: Nematolebias whitei (Rio pearlfish)
Lineage: Eukaryota; Metazoa; Chordata; Actinopteri; Cyprinodontiformes; Rivulidae
Product: gamma-enolase
Exons: 13
Coding region: 104-1408 (434 amino acids)
Biological process (GO): glycolytic process
Cellular component (GO): phosphopyruvate hydratase complex
Molecular function (GO): magnesium ion binding; phosphopyruvate hydratase activity
Source: RefSeq, a predicted model, not a curated record
CUCCCCCUCCCCCCAUCGUGUCAUACGCUUUCGCCACUUCUCCUCCUCCUCUGUUGCUCCCUCUCAUUCGCUCUCACACCACCAGGAUCAAACACACGGCAGGAUGUCCAUAGUGAAUAUUGUUGCCAGGGAGAUCCUGGACUCCAGGGGAAACCCCACUGUGGAAGUAGAUCUGCAUACUUCCAAAGGUCUGUUCAGGGCAGCAGUGCCCAGUGGUGCUUCAACAGGCAUCUAUGAGGCUCUGGAGCUCCGAGAUGGAGACAAGACUCGCUACAAGGGCAAAGGUGUGACCAAGGCCGUUGCUCACAUUAACGACACUCUCGGCCCUGCUCUCAUCGAAUCUGGAAUCAGCGUGCUGGAGCAGGUGAAGCUGGACAACAUGAUGAUUGAAAUGGAUGGCACUGACAACAAAUCCAAGUUUGGGGCCAAUUCUAUUCUGGGAGUGUCGCUGGCAGUAUGCAAAGCUGGAGCGGAGGAGAAAGGUGUCCCCUUGUACCGUCACAUCGCUGAUCUGGCAGGAAAUGGAGAUCUGGUUCUUCCAGUUCCAGCUUUUAAUGUAAUCAAUGGGGGCUCCCAUGCUGGGAACAGACUGGCUAUGCAGGAAUUCAUGGUCCUCCCAGUGGGUGCAGAGUCUUUCCGUGAUGCUCUGCGUGUUGGGGCGGAGCUCUAUCAAACACUUAGAAGCGUCAUUAAGGAGAAAUAUGGUCAGGAUGCUACAAAUGUGGGAGAUGAAGGGGGCUUUGCUCCCAACAUACAAGAGAACAGUGAAGCCUUGGAGCUGAUAAAGACAGCUAUAGAGAAAGCGGGCUUUACAGAUAAAGUGGUGAUUGGGAUGGACGUUGCCGCCUCUGAGUUUUUCAGCGAGGGCAAGUACGACCUGGACUUCAAGUCUCCACCCAACGCUGCCCGCAACAUCAGUGCUGAGGAGCUGGCCAGCAUCUAUCAGGGCUUCAUCAACAACUACCCCGUUGUGUCUAUUGAAGAUCCUUUUGACCAGGAUGACUGGCCUGCCUGGUCACAGUUCACAGCUUCAGUGGGCAUUCAGGUGGUUGGAGAUGAUCUUACCGUGACAAACCCUCGCAGAAUCCAACGAGCCGUGGAGGAGAAGGCCUGCAACUGUCUGCUGCUUAAAGUCAACCAGAUUGGAUCUGUGACUGAAGCCAUCAAAGCGUGUAAGUUGGCCCAGGAGAAUGGCUGGGGGGUGAUGGUAAGCCAUCGCUCAGGUGAAACCGAGGACACUUUUAUAGCUGACCUGGUGGUUGGUCUUUGCACUGGACAGAUCAAAACUGGAGCUCCGUGUCGAUCUGAGCGUCUGGCCAAAUACAAUCAGCUCAUGAGGAUUGAGGAAGAGUUAGGAGACAGGGCCCACUUCGCUGGACACAACUUCCGCAACCCCAGUGCCCUUUGAGCACCAGUUCCAUUAGCAGCAACAUACACCAAAGUCAACUUACACAUUAAUUUCAAUUUUCCCAGAUAGAUGGUUAUAAUUAGCCCCAAACACACAAAAUACAAAUAAAAUACUUUAGCUGCAUUAUAUUGAACACCUCAGCAAGUGAAGUGACACUUCUACUGGUGGGUUCGUUGGUUUCCUGGUCCAUCUUUUUGUGUCCUUUCCUCUUACUGCAGAAGUGUUUGGCUCUUUUGUGUCUGGUUGUUUCGUCUCGUCCCUGUUUGACAGUUGUUACUUUGUCGAUCGAACUGAAUAAAGAAACUAAUGUAUGUAACACACACAUCAAAACUCUCUUUGUGUUUAUCAUGAACUAGUUCUGGUUGCACACAGCGUGCCACAUCAUCACAAGUCCGAAAAUGUAUUGUCUACAGUUUUUGUGACAGUUAUACCCUGAGUAGUGUAAGUUUAGUUGUUUUGUAAGUUCUUUUAUGUAGGGAAAGUUAAACUUAAGAAGCAGAGUCAUUAUAUAUCUGCAUCUGAACUAUGACAUCAGUAAAAAAAUUGAAUCUCUGAUUACUUUUGUUGCAGUGUGUAAUAUUGUAGUUCAUUAGAGGCACAGAUGUUAUUUAAUCAGCUGUCAAAGACAAAACAUAAUACAUGAUCAACGUUCCUAAAAUAUUCUGUACAGAUGUAAAAGUAAAGUCAAGUCAAAUUUAUUUAUGAAGCACAUUUAAAAACAAGAUGUAA